Molecule: messenger RNA, 1000 nt
Organism: Meloidogyne enterolobii
Lineage: Eukaryota; Metazoa; Nematoda; Chromadorea; Rhabditida; Meloidogynidae
Source: the annotation of a GenBank genome assembly
UUCAUUUGGAUAUUUUUUAUUCUUGGAAUUGCUUUAAUAAGAAUUUGUAAAAAUGAUGGGAAGGAUAAAAACAAUCUACUCCUCCUCCAAAACCCUCCUGGAAUUCCAACAAUUUUUGUUUGCUAUAUUGUAUGUUGCCAAACUUAAAGGAAUGUUUUUUCUAAUUGAUUGGCAUAAUUAUACUUUUUCAAUGUUUGGUAAAUCCAGUAUAUCCCAAUUAAUUGCUGGAUUUGAAGGUUUUUGUGGGAGAUUAUCCGACUUAAAUUUAUGUGUUUCUAAUACAAUGAAAAAUGAUUUGCUUAAACGAUGGAAUAUAAAUUCAACUGUUUUGUAUGACAGACCUCCAAGUUGGUUUUUCAGAUCAAUAGCAUCAGAAAAAUGCGAAUUUUUAAACAAGUUUUUGGCCGAAAAAGAAUCAAAACUUCAAAAUUUAUUCUUUACUGAAUCACCCGAGGGAGCGAUAACACUACGUGAGGAUCGUCCAUUAAUUAUGGUCUCUAGCACAAGUUGGACACCCGACGAAGAUUUUUCAAUUUUACUUACAGCCUUGAUUGGUUACGAUGAAUAUUCCCAAAGUGAUAAGGGUCACUUAUUGCCCAAACUUCUUGUAAUUAUAAGUGGUAAGGGGCCACAGAAACAACUUUAUUUGGAGAAGAUUAGCACCAUUCGAUGGCACAACAUUUUAUCUUGUGCUGAUAUUGGCGUUUGCUUACAUGCUUCAACAUCAGGAUUUGACUUACCCAUGAAAGUUGUGGAUAUGUUCGGAUCAAAACUGCCAGUUUUGGCUAAACGCUUUCCUGCUAUCCCCGAAUUGGUAAAGGAUGGAGUAAAUGGAAUACUCUUUGAUAAGGCUGAAGAAUUGGAACUAGCAAUAAUAAGAAUUUCAGAAAAGUUUCCUAAAAAUGAGGUACUUAAUGAAUUAAAAAGCAAUGUAGGAAAGGACUUUAAAUGUUGGGAGGAAAAUUGGGAAGAGAUUGUUUGGCCAUUGUUAAAUGAUUAG